Sesamum indicum (sesame) is the source of this 2350-nucleotide messenger RNA. RefSeq names its product transcription termination factor MTEF18, mitochondrial. NCBI's taxonomy places the organism in Eukaryota, Viridiplantae, Streptophyta, Magnoliopsida, Lamiales, Pedaliaceae. Gene Ontology annotation, molecular function: double-stranded DNA binding. Gene Ontology annotation, biological process: regulation of DNA-templated transcription. The record is from RefSeq and is a predicted model, not a curated record.
CUUCUUGCUUCUUCUUCUACCUUGCUUUUUAAUGCAAUUGGGCCUAAUACUUAUUAUCAUCUUCAUGUUUGGGCCUACCCAAAAUCCUCUUCUCUAGGGUUUUAACUGCAAAACCCUAUUUCUCAAAUGUACUAAUCAUUCAGCACAGCAGUGAGCAGGAGUUACUUAAAUAAUUGGGGAUGAAUUUCACCAAUUCCUUCGCCUGGCCAGAGGUAUGAGAAACGCCAUACAAAUUCAAUCCUCUACCAAAACAACUUAUGUUAAUUUCUAAAUUUUUUAGCUUUAAACUCACCAACCAAACAUUCAUUCAACACAUCUUCUUUAGCUUCUUUCCUUUCUCUUGUUUGAAUUUAUCUGCUUUCUCCUAGUAUCGCUUCCUAAUUUCUGCAUCUUCUAUGUUGUUUCGGAAAUUCAGCAAAACCCUGUCUUCAAAGAUGAUUGUCCGCCUUCAUAAUCUCUUCUUGUACCCUGCUGUUAUUGCAAGAGAUCCCACUCUUUUCCAUAUCCCUCUGCUCCAUAGAUUCUCAAGAAUCCACUUCUUCCACCGUUUUGAACUUCCCUUCAACAAUCCUGAGCUUUUUAUGCCUAAAUCCGCAGCUCAGCCGUCAGUUGCCCUUUCCAUCGAUGGAAUUCCACGUCUCGCCAAGUCUGAUGCACAGGCUGCGCUUUUUGAUUACUUGCAUUGUACUAGGGGAUUGAGCUUCCUGGAUGCCGAGCACAUAAGCAAGAACUCACCCCGCUUUCUUGGGGACCUGAUCGCUAAGGUGGAAAAGGAGCAAGAUGUGUCAAGAGCGUUGUCAAGGUUCUUCAGGUACCAUCCCAUCAAUGAGUUCGAACCCUUCUUUGAGAGUUUGGGCUUGAGCCCCACAGAAUUUCAAUCCCUUCUUCCAAGAGGCUUGAUAUUUCUCAAUGAUGAUCAAGUCUUGCUUGAUAACUAUCACACCCUUAGUGAUUAUGGCAUACCACGAAGUAAGAUAGGAAGGAUGUACAAGGAAGUGAAUGAGAUCUUCAGAUAUGAAUUUGGGGUUUUGGAUUGCAAAUUGAGGGCAUACGAGCACUUAGGUUUGAGUAGAUCAACUGUCAUCAAGCUUGUAACUUGUUGUCCCCUGCUUUUGGCUGGUGAAGUGAAUAAUGCAUUUAUAAGGGUUCUUCACAAACUGAAAGAAAUGGGCUUUGACAGCAACUGGAUUGGAAGCUAUUUAUCUAGCAAAAAGACAUACCAUUGGAAUAGAGUACUCGAUACAUUAUGUUUUCUUCGUGAAAUAGGUUAUAGUGAUGCUCAGAUGGGGGAUUUGUUUCGGAAAGAUACUGCGUUAUUAUUUGACGGAUCUGGGAAACAAGUCUAUGUAGUGGUUGGUGCUUUGCUUAAAUUGGGCCUUAAAAUGAAUGAGGUUUAUGCUUUGGUCUUGAAGAACCCGCAGAUUCUAUCGCCCAAGUGCUCCAAGAACUUCUGGAAGGCAUUGCACUUUCUCUUUGAGAUAGAGAUGGAACCAGAUAAUAUUGGGCAGAUUCUGUCUAUCCACUUGAAAUUUUUGGGUUCCCACUCUCUAAAAGGACCAAAGACUGUGUUGAGGAAUUUCAACGGUGAUAAGCAUAGCUUAUGUGAGAGUAUAAAAAAUGACCCGUCCACGUUUUUCAACUUGGCUUUUAAAUCAAACAUUUGUAAUGCUGAGUAUGUGGCGGCCAGGAAUCCAAGCAAUUUUGUGGAGAAAACAGAAUUUUUACUGAGAAUUGGUUAUGUAGAAAAUUCAGAGGAGAUGACGAAAGCUCUGAAGCGCUUCCGUGGCAGAGGGGAUCAGCUGCAGGAGAGGUUUGAUUGCCUGGUGCGGGCGGGUUUGGACUUCAAUGCAGUGUCAAGUAUGGUCAAACAGGCCCCGACAGCUCUAAACCAGACCAAAGAUAUUCUUGAAAAAAAGAUAGACUGCUUAAGAAACUACUUGGGAUAUCCGGUGGAUUCUAUAGUGGCUUUUCCAUCGUAUCUUUGUUACGAUAUGGAGAGAAUUAGUAGGAGAUUUUCUAUGUAUGCAUGGCUUAGAGAAAAAGGUGCUGCAAAGCCCAUGUUAUCAGUAAGCACGCUUGUUGCUUGUUCAGAUACACGGUUUGUAAAGUAUUUUGUAGAUAUACAUCCUGAAGGUCCAGCUGUGUGGGAAAAAUUGAAAAAAGCAUUGCCCUCAAGCUGAGAUCAAUUAUAAUAAUACAUAGGCAAUUCUUGGAUUGCACCUCUAUCGUAAUUUAUCAAUGUUUUUUUUUUGUUUUCCUUUUCUUUUUAAUUCCAACUUUUGCUACUUGAUAUGCUUUUGUAUUUUGAGGAAGACAUCUUAGGUGAAAAAAAACGCAAAUGUGAGUGGUG